AUGCUCUUCGUUCGUACGUUUGCAUGGAUCGCGGCAGGUGUACUCUUCCGACACGCUACAGCAAGUGGAAGUGGAUCGGCCCAGGAAGUGCUUUCAACUUCAUUGAAACCUCAGAUAACAACACCUUUUGACCUUGGUGAUGUAUCCGAUCGACAACAUGUGCGCGAGGCUCGAUUUGGCUUCAACAUCUCGAACCGCUAUCGCACCCACUUCACUGUCAAAGAAGCACUGGACGAUUGGUGCGAGCGCAAUAGUGUUGAUGGCAUGAUCGCAUUCGUCGCAGGCGACUCAAGGCAGCCCCAUAAUUUUGAGGUUCUCAUCAAGGCCAAGUCCUCAGACAAGGAAUUUCUUGACUGCCUGGAAUUCGAGACUGACAAGGAGUCAUUGUUGAUCCAGACCAGCUCCACUGGAGGCACCAGCAGAUGCUCCUCGAACAAUGCCAAGGUACAAAUCGACAUAGUCAUUGCUGUGCGCCCUCAAUCUCUGCAAUUUGGCGGUACCGGUACCAGAGUCAGCACAAGGUACCUCUCGAUCGUCAUCUGGCCAGAAGUGGGAUUUGAAACAUACCAUAUGACGUUGCACUCGGUAUACGGCGAUGUUAUCUGCCACGAAAUAUCUUCCUUCACUGCGCAUUCAAUACACGUAUCCUCUGAUCAUGGCCUCAUCACAGGAAACUGGUCACUGCCAAGCUUUAUCGCGUUUUCCACCAUCGAUGGGACGAUCGAUCUGGAUCUUCCUCCAAAGCGAUGGUCCUCAGGUCCCCGGACUAAGGGAUCACUUUGGGCUCAAUCAUUCACUGGCAACAUAAGUAUCCGCAUGCCGUUCGAGGAAGACAAGCUCUCUCUACGGAAUUCUAUCACCAACAUCAACACACAAUACGGCUCAGUACAGGCUUCUCUUGUGCACGGAGCAGUAACCAACAUCACGGCCGUAUUUGGUACCAUCAACGCCACGUUACUGCCCCAUUGGGCUUUCUACCAGUGGCAAGGAGUCCAACAUAACUACAUCACCACUAGCUGUAGUCGUUGCAACACGACUCUGAAUGUCCUGACACCGAUCGCUAAUUACUUUUACAAAAUUCCGCCGCUCUUUUUCACGAAGAGCAGACAUGAGGUUGUUAUCGGAGAGCUGGCCCUUUACUAUCCUCCUGAGUGGGCUGGGACAGCUGAAUGGAAUGUUGAGGUCGGCACUGCAAAUAUAUCUGGUGAGGACUAUGAGGUUGUGGAAGAUGGCUUGCACGGCAGAAUCCAGAGGCUUCCACUGGGAAGCGACAUGUAUGCGGGGGUUGGGACAGGGAACUUGUCUCUGGUCAUGAAGGCAUGA
Molecule: messenger RNA, 1323 nt
Organism: Didymosphaeria variabile
Lineage: Eukaryota; Fungi; Ascomycota; Dothideomycetes; Pleosporales; Didymosphaeriaceae
Exons: 1
Coding region: 1-1323 (440 amino acids)
Source: RefSeq, a predicted model, not a curated record